Molecule: messenger RNA, 856 nt
Organism: Mytilus trossulus (common blue mussel)
Lineage: Eukaryota; Metazoa; Mollusca; Bivalvia; Mytilida; Mytilidae
Exons: 5
Coding region: 148-792 (214 amino acids)
Source: RefSeq, a predicted model, not a curated record
GUAACAUUUUAUCCAUUAUCUUAAAACAAAACUAAAAUUAUCUAUUGACCUCAGAAAGUGUAAACCCAUUACUUGUUGGACCAAUUUUUACUAUCGGAUUGCGUUUAUGUAUUUUAACAUUAAUAUCCAAUCCUCUGUAUAUGCAAGAUGUCACAUAGAGAUGACUACACAUAUGAUGUAGAGCAACAAUUACCCCUUCCUGAAUUCUUCAGAAAUUACAGUGACAAACUACCGGUACUGGUGAUUGUGACAGAUGGAUUCUGUGGCGAGACAAAGAAUGACGAGUAUGCAUAUGCUGAGAUAAUUCGUUUACACAAAACCUGUCAGCAGCUUAGAGUACUAGGCAAGUUGUCGGCUCACGAUUCUGCGAAAGAGGAGUUCCUUAGUAUACCUGUCGAUGGCAGCUGUAUGUUUUCGGAUGUAAAAAAAUCAAAACAAGUUGGGAAACCAAAACUAAUGUUAGAGUUACUAGCAAAGAAAGAAUUACCAUUCCAUGUCCGCUAUGCUAGCUCCUCUGAUGGAGUAAUUACACCUACUUUGCUGGAGUGUAUUAAAGGAGUUGAUAUACUGUUAAUGAAGACUUAUAUAGAAGAUUUUUUUCUGGGAAACUGUUUGCAACAAGAAGUGCUUUCGCCUAUUCCAUCAAUUGUAGCUCUGUGUCCAAAUAUUUCGUUGUCCAUCAUCACCGGAUAUGCCAAUAAAUCACAAGAUCAAUUUAAUGCAAAACUAUGGUCUAUGGAGGCUUUUGUUCAGCGAAACAUCACGUUUUAUGAGGGUUCAUCAGGUGUGUAACUAAAUUUCAUUUUUCUUGUGAAUCACUUAAUUUUUGUUUCUGCAUAAAAGUGAUAUAUGAGAC